ACUUAGACGAGUUUCACGUGCUGUGCGAUAAUUUAGGUAGCGUUUAAAUGUCUGACGAAGUGCCUUUAAAUCGUCUAUCGCAAAUCUUCGAUACGCUCACAAAUCUUCAGCUGGCGGAGCAGCAGCAGCAGCAUCGCCGUUCGGCCUCCUCAUCUCCAUCACCAUCGGCCAGUGCAUCAGCAUCGACGUCUGGCCGUGCCACGCCCUCGGCGCCAUCAUCAUCAUCAGCAGCAGCAGCAGCAGCAGCAGCAGCGGCGGCAUCUUCAUCGGCAACGUCAUUGGGCGUGGCGGCCACACAAACUCUUUACUAUACACACACGCACAAUUAUUUCCUUAGACCACAAGAUGGUGGAAAUUAUUUGCAUACUUUUCCGGCGGCCCAACAGCCAGGACAUUUCUAUCAUCAGCAUCAGCAGCAGCAGAUGCAGCUGCAGCAACAUCAAAUGCAAUUGCAAAUGCAACAGCAGCCACCAUCGUUGCCUAUCCACUUGCCAGGCAGGUCAAGUCGUUCCGGUUCUGGAUCUGGUUCCGGUUCCGGUUCGGGCUCACAAUCCCUACACGCCUCACCGCUAUUAACCAAACGUGCCAUCUCAUUUAGUGGACAAAUGCCUUUGACUCGUGCAGCUCAGUUGCAUGAAGCUCGCCUUGUGGCCGCCUCAACGCCAAAUAGUCCACGACUAAUGCCUCGGCGCGUGCCACGCCCACCACCCAUACCAGCCAAGCCUGUCAAGGAGCAGGCGUUGCCUCAGCCAAUGCCUCCCCCUGCUCUAUCCGCUGUGAAUCCGAUUUUGGCUGCACUGGAUGCUCCAGAUGCCCCGUGGCCGCAUUUCUCUUCAUUGACCGAACACUUGGAUGUCCAUCAAUUGAAUAAUUAUGGUCAAUCCUUGCCAGAGGUCAAUUGGCAAGAACGCUGCUUGGAACUACAAUUGGAGUUGCAUCGUUCAAAAAAUCAAGCUGGGCGUAUAAGAGAUAUGCUAAGAGAAAAGUUAACGGAGCUCGAACAACGCGUUAUCGAAGCGGAAGAACGCGCCGAGGAUGCUGAGGAUAAGGUGCGAGCUAUGGAGCAGCGACUGAGUGAGUGGCCCAAGCCCCAAGCACAGUCACAGCAGCAACAACAACACUCGUCCACUAAUUCGCCCAACCACCAACAACAACAACAGCAGCAACAACAACAACAGCAAGCCAUUGGAUCAGCAUCUGUGGUCACUAGUGUUUCCAGCGGUUCCAGCAACGAGGCAGAAAAAGUAAUCACUUCUUUGGAGAUUCAGGUAGAGGAACAACGUCAAUUGCGUCUACACGACGCCCGACAAAUCGAAGCGAAGGCCGCCAAGAUCAAAGAGUGGGUCAACAAUAAGCUGCGCGACUUGGAGGAGCAAAAUCAAUUGCUGCGCGAACAGAAUAUCAAAUGCAACCAGCAACUGGAACUGCUUAAGAAUCACAUAGCCAAUCAGUCGCAACGCCACAGUAUUGUUGGGCCAGUUAGGAAUAGCUUGAGCCUGGAUGUACAGGACUUUGCCACAACGCCGGAGACACGAAGACGUAGCGAAAGUCUCGAUCCGCAAGAGAUUAUCAGUAGGCCAUUAACCUCAUCAUAUCCCCAUCAUCAGCACAGGCGCAAUCUCUCAAUGGAGCCACAGGAACUCGAGCGUAAUCUAGUGGCGGCCGUCGAUGGCCUCACUCUGGCCCCGCUUUCGAGUAUCACAACAAAGAAUCCCAUAACCACACGCCCGGAUAGCUCUGAUACGGAUACAGCGCACGACUAUGCGGAAAUCUAUACACCGUCGUGCGAGAAGCUGCCAUCGUGGAUGAAAAACAAUCCCGCCCUGAUGGCCAGUGGCGGUAAUUCAAGCACAACCACAACAACCACCAGUGAUUUGGGUGUACCUCGACCGCCGACACCGCCGCUACAUCGGUUUCCCAGCUGGGAGGCGAAAAUCUACCAGGUGGCCAACGAUGGCUUGGUCGGCACAGGUGCCGCCGGGACUAGCACAGCUGAGCACGGCAGCUCCUUGGGCUCCCACAAUGAGCAACCAGAUGUACAGCCGUUGGCUGAUGGCAUCACUACUACUAAUACCAACAGCAACACUUUAUCGAAUGGCCGUUCUCGUCAUACGAACACAAUGGAGGGAAAUGGCACCGCACCGGGCACACCUCAACCGCCGCCAUCGCGGCAGCAACAAACCGCCAGCGGCGGCUUCUGUGAUAUCUCCGUGCCCGUCUAUGCCACUGUCAAGGGUCGAGCUUCCCAAAUACGUUCAAUGCCCUUCACCGGGGACUCCAGUGAUGAUUCCAGUGAUGGGGAGGAUCAUGCCGUCAUGCUAACACACAAUUCGCACAACUCGUCGAGCACAGACAACACAGAGACCUCCACAUCAGGGAGUGCAUCGAGUCCAUCGAAGAGUUUGAAAACAUCCUCAAGUUUGAGCCCGGCGAAACGAAGUGGUUCCGAGAGUCCUAAAAAUGCCAAAGCACGUGGCCUCUCCGAUGAUUACGCCCUGCCCCCGGAUGCUGUAUCCGAAUCCACAUGCAUGGAUGCCUCAAUGCCAUCAUUGUUAAUGCGUCAAUCCUAUGUGGAUUCGCCGAGCAAGAAAAUCGAGUCCCUAGAGAAGAUGGGUCACCUGGCCAAAUUGGGUGGCAAAUUGAAGACUUGGCGGAAACGUUGGUUCGUCCUGAAGAACGGUUCACUCAACUAUUGGAAGAGCCAACACGAUAUACAACGGAAACCACAAGGACAAAUCCUGCUCGACGAAGCCUGUCGCAUUAAUCGAGCCGAAGGGGCAUCGACCUUUGAAAUAGACACUGGAAAAAAGGUUUACUAUCUAACGGCCGACUCACAUGCCACCAUGGAUGACUGGAUUCGAGUGCUGCAGAACGUGCAACGACGAAAUGCCACAAAACUACUGCUAAGUCGCGAUGAUCAGAAACCCACAGUGCAGGGAUGGGUGACCAAAGUGAAGAACGGUCACGCCAAGAAAUGCUGGUGUGUGCUAUUGGGCAAGAUGUUUCUUUAUUUCAAAGCCCCAGCAGAGACGAAUCCAUUGGGUCAGAUUAAUAUGCGUGAUGCUCGUGUUGAGGAAGUCGAACAUGUUUCCGACUCAGAUUCCGAGGAACGUGAGGAUGCUGCCCAGGAUCAGGCACGACUAACAGUCGCCAUCUAUCCAGCACAUCAGGGUCCAACAUAUCUUAUCCUAUCCGGCAAGCCAGAGCGUGAUAAUUGGUUAUAUCAUUUGACUGUCGUUUCGGGCGGUGGUCCCAGUGCUGGCACUCAGUAUGAGCAGUUAGUUCAAAAGCUAAUGGAAACCGAUGGCGAUCCAAAUUGCGUUCUCUGGCGUCAUCCCAUAUUGCUACACACCAAAGACACGAUCACAGCUCCAUUAUCAUCCAUGCACACGGAAACCAUGCAGCCAGAGGCCAUUAAGCUCUUCAAGAGCAUUCAACUAUUCAUGUCUGUGGCAGUGAAUCAACCUGGCAUCGAUUAUCAUGUGGUUCUCGCUCAGAACGCAUUGCAGCACUGUUUGGAUAUGCCGGAACUGCAAACCGAAAUGAUUUGCAUAUUGAUUAAACAAACUUCCCGACAUAUGGGACAAAAACUAAGUGUCGGCGUCCAGGUAAACAAGAAACUGGGCAAGCAAACGCGCCAAUUACUAUUGUGCGCCACCCAAAGCCUGUUCACCUGUGAUACCCAACAGGGUAGCCAUGCCCAAGCCAAUGGCAGUUCGCCAACAUCAAUACAGGCCCCUGUGACCACGCCCAUUAUCGAUUGUAAAUCGAAUCCGCCAGCCUAUAGUUUUGUUCAGGGCUGGCAAUUGCUUGCUCUAGCCGUUUCAUUGUUUGUACCGAAGUCUAGUCGUCUUUUAUGGUAUCUUAAGUUACAUUUAUCACGCAAUGCGGAUACAAAAACCGAAACGGGCAAAUAUGCCGCCUACUGUGAACGAGCCCUGGAACGCACACUAAAGAAUGGCGGACGUGAGACGAAACCAUCACGCAUGGAAGUCCUAUCCAUAUUGCUGAAGAAUCCAUAUCAUCAUUCGUUACCGCAUGCCAUUCCCGUGCACAUGAUGAAUGCCACGUAUCAGGUGGUUUCGUUCGAUGGAUCGACAACAAUCGAGGAGUUCCAAUCGACAUUGGCCCAAGAGCUGGGCACCAGGGAUGCCACCAAUGGCUUUUGUCUCUUCAGCGACGAUCCCAUUGAAAAGGAUCUCGAGCACUAUCUCGAACCCUUGGCCAAAUUAUGCGAUGUGAUAAGCAAAUGGGAAACAGCAUUGCGCGAGAAGGGUUCUGGUAAAUUUGAAAACUCUCGCGUCAUCCAAAUGAGCUAUAAGAAUCGUCUCUACUGGAAGCACACGAUUAAAUGUGAAACCGAUAAGGAGCGCCUGUUGCUCUGCUAUCAGACCAAUGCCCAAAUUGUCCAGGGACGUUUCCCUCUCUCCCGUGAACUGGCCCUGGAAUUGUCGUCGCUAAUGUCACAAAUCGAUAUGGGCGACUAUACGCAUGAGAAAUCCCGGGAUGUUGGGCUUAAGGCAUUGGAUAAAUUCUAUCCGUAUCGCUAUCGCGAUGCCCUGGGAGCCGAUCAGCUGAAGGAAGUCCAAGAGAUGCUCAUAUCAAAGUGGCUAAUGCUGAAGGGUCGAUCCACAUUGGAUUGUGUACGAAUCUAUUUGACCUGUUGCCGGAAAUGGCCAUAUUUCGGUGCCUGCCUCUUCCAGGCGAAGCCGCGACAAAACGAGGCAGCGACUCAAGCACAAGCACAGUCCCCGGUGGCCUGGUUGGCCAUAGCCGAAGAUGCCCUCAAUGUGUUGGAGUUGUCCACAAUGUCACCAGUGGCAAGGUAUCCCUAUAGCACAGUGAUGACCUUUGGCGGCUGUCAGGAUGACUUCAUGCUGGUGGUUAGCCACGAUGAUGGAUCAGAGCAAAAGCUUUUAUUUGCCAUGAGUAAACCAAAGAUAUUGGAAAUAACGCUGCUCAUUGCGGACUAUAUGAAUGCCCUGGGUCACACAGUGCCCGGAACUCCGCAAAUGAAUUCGCUGACUCGCAAUGGGUCGCAUCGUUCGUUGCGUGCCUCCCAAAGACCGGCAGCCACUUCGACAAAUGCAACAACCACGGCGCAUAACACACUCAAUUCGCAUGCCACGCACACAUUGAACUCGACCCAUUCGCAUACAUUGAGUAGUUCUCAUCAUGCAGGAGGCGGCGGUAUCGGUGUGGGUGCCGGCAGUGGAGGCGGCGGUGGCAGCCAUCCGGGCACUCUAAGCUCUGGUCAUCAUUAUACACAUCCGCAUGCGCAUCAUCACCAGCAUCAGCAUCAGCCGGAUAUAUUGAAAAGCACACCAGAUCAUCAGCGUCUCAAAUAAACAAAGACAAUGAUGAUGACGAGGACAACGACAAAGACGUAGGAGGGGAGAAGCAACUGUACAUACUUAAGAUUAUUACUCUUUAAUACUUACUCAACACUAGAUAAACUAGAAGAAGACACAGAUGCAAGAACAAGAAAAAAAGAAGAACCUAUUCUUACCUAAGCUAUGUAAUUCAUAUAUAUAUAUAUAUAUAUAAACAACUACCUAUAACAUA
Molecule: messenger RNA, 5565 nt
Organism: Drosophila willistoni
Lineage: Eukaryota; Metazoa; Arthropoda; Insecta; Diptera; Drosophilidae
Exons: 13
Coding region: 48-5348 (1766 amino acids)
Cellular component (GO): cytoskeleton
Source: RefSeq, a predicted model, not a curated record